Molecule: messenger RNA, 1045 nt
Organism: Phytophthora nicotianae INRA-310
Lineage: Eukaryota; Oomycota; Peronosporomycetes; Peronosporales; Peronosporaceae
Exons: 4
Coding region: 149-919 (256 amino acids)
Biological process (GO): negative regulation of MAPK cascade; protein dephosphorylation
Cellular component (GO): cytoplasm
Molecular function (GO): MAP kinase tyrosine/serine/threonine phosphatase activity; protein tyrosine/threonine phosphatase activity
Source: RefSeq, a predicted model, not a curated record
UCAGGAUACUGCGUAUUGCGGAAAGAAUGCGAGCAACGUUUUUUCAGGUCAAUUCGAGUGGCCGCAAUACGCAGUAACCACAGGACGCACAUUGUGCGACCUAUGUAAUUUUUGCAUUUGGCGCGAAGACCUAGCAAAGCAAGAAACGAUGGCUCGGGACGACGACGCGGAGCCCUCGCAGAUCCUCGAGCACGUGUUCCUCGGCUCGCGGACGCACGCGCGUGACAAGGAGCUACUGCAGCGUCUCCGUAUCACUCAUAUCUUGAACGUGACGCCCCCGAAGAAAAUGGAUCCGGUGGCUGGAGUGCCCAAUUUUUUCGAGAAGGACAAAGUUUUCACGUACCGACGUUGUUCCAUCUUCGACAACAAGGCGGAGGACAUUUCCGGGGUGCUGGAAGGCUGUAUCGCCUUCAUGGACCAAGCCAAAUACUAUGGUCGGAUACUCGUGCACUGCAACAAAGGAGUGAGCCGCUCGUCGUCCAUGGUCGUAGCUUACCUCAUGAAGCUACGUUCCAUGAGCUUCGAGCAGGCGUUGGCUUUUGUAACUGAGCGUCGUCCAAUAGCCAACCCAAACGAAAGCUUUCGCCGCCAGUUGCAAGAAUAUGAACGUCGUCUUCAGCGCAGUGCACCGACGGAUAAAGGUGCUCGAGUCGCUCGUGGUCCGGCUGGGCCACAGCUACCUCCUGCUGCUGCGACUAAAGCCAAUGACGAUAACGACGAGCGAACUGCUUCAAUUGGACCGCAACUACCACCACAUCUUAAACGAAAUGUGGAAGCAGAUGAUGAUAACGCGAAGGACCAAACAGAAGACGAUGAUAAGGAGGAGGUGGUCAUCGGGCCAAGUCUUCCUCCGCAUCUGAAGCGUCCCCGUCAAGACAGUAACGAAGAGAAAUCUACCAAGAAGAAGAAGAAGGAGUGAGUGUCCAAGCCACGGCGCAACACGAGCAUACAAAUUAUACAGGCGAUGUAUUGCGUAGCUCUCUUAUUGAUGCUGGUUUAGGUUGUGCGUGGCACGCAUAAUGUAUCCGUCUUCUUGGUACGUAAA